AUGGAAAACAAAGGUUUUAUUUAAAAGUCUUCAAAUGACCAAGAAAUGAUCAGUAAACCUGUAUAGUCCACAAAACAAUUAACAUAAACACCAAGUGCCUCUGAAUACAAAAUUUAAUUCAAAGUAGGCGGAGCAAAACAAUAAUACGAUGAACCUAAUACUAUGAUUUCUUAAGCUAUACCCUUUGUUCCUAUGAGUCCGUAAUAACAUCGUGAAAAUGCCUCAAUCUUCUAAUCUCCUUAAAAUAAAAUCUAGUAUCAAUAGCAAUAAUUGCAAUUUUAAUCUCCCAAUCGAGAUUAAUACCAAACAAACUUAUUUUACUCAUCAAAUCAACCAUUCAUUUAAUAAUCUAUUUCUCAACCUUAUUAAAAUAAUUAGAACUCACAAAAAGUAGUAAAUUACACCAAUACCAUUGCUCUUCAAGAAGAGUUGAAAGCUUUAUAACUGCAAAACACUUCUAUGACUUAAGAAAUUCAAAAAUUAGAAUCACAAGCAUUUAGAGGCCAAUCAGCUCAAUUCAUUAAGGAAUUGGAGGAUAAGAUAAAAAUGUUAUCAUAAAUGAAUAAAAAGUUAUCAAUCGAUAAUCGUGAAUUAAUAAAUGUGCCUGAUGCGUAAGUCUUGAGAGAUCUAAUUUUAAAGUAUUAAAAUGACAGAAAAAUAGCUUAUAAUUAGCUAUCUGAAAUGAAGACUGAAAUUUAAAACUAUAGAAUGAAGUAAGAGGAUUUAAAGGAAAAGCUUUAAAAUGAAGAGUCGACUUAGCUAAAUAACUUAAUUUAAGAAUUUGAGAAUAAGGUAUAAACUCUGAUUUUAGAAAACGAUAGAAUUAAUGUACAAUUAAGAAAUGGAGAAAACAUUAUGAGUUAGGUAUUAAAGUAAAAAAAUGAGAAUGAAUAAUUAAAGCAAAAGCUAAAUAAGUUUAAAAAAGAUGAAGAAAACGCUCACAAAUAAUAUUCAAAAGCAGAAGCCAAAGCUAAUUUAUUUGAGACUUGCUUAGACAAAUUAGAUUUGUUACAAGAUGAGAAUAGGCGUCUUCAAUAAAUGAUUAAGGAUUCAGAAAUGACUUAAGUGGAUUUAGAUAGUUUAUUGGAGAAGAUUUAAGUAAUUCGGUAUGAUAAUGAAAGAAUGAUGAGAUCAUUACGUUGUAAAUAAUGA
Paramecium tetraurelia is the source of this 1152-nucleotide messenger RNA. RefSeq lists its product as uncharacterized. NCBI's taxonomy places the organism in Eukaryota, Ciliophora, Oligohymenophorea, Peniculida, Parameciidae. The transcript is spliced from 2 exons. The record is from RefSeq and is a predicted model, not a curated record.